Messenger RNA from Gambusia affinis (western mosquitofish), 7153 nucleotides. RefSeq names its product zinc finger E-box binding homeobox 2a (gene zeb2a). Gene Ontology annotation, biological process: regulation of transcription by RNA polymerase II; anatomical structure development. The coding region runs from base 205 to 3258 and encodes 1017 amino acids. The record is from RefSeq and is a predicted model, not a curated record. The transcript has 9 exons. Lineage: Eukaryota; Metazoa; Chordata; Actinopteri; Cyprinodontiformes; Poeciliidae. Gene Ontology annotation, molecular function: DNA-binding transcription factor activity, RNA polymerase II-specific; RNA polymerase II cis-regulatory region sequence-specific DNA binding.
AGAGAUCAGGCUGACGGGGACGCGGCUCGGUGCGCGCGCUCCAGCCAACAAAGUGCUGACAAAGUCCGCAGAGAGUGCGGGUCGGGAGUGGAUCGGGAGAUCUGGGAGUGGAUCAGGAAUUCUGGGACUCGGACCCGGUCUGGGACUGACUGUGUGUGUGUGUGUGCCGUUGUUCAGGCAGCAGGAGGACCGGGACAGCCGGAGAUGAUGGCCCAGAGUCCCCGAUGGAAGAGGCGCAAGCAGCUCAACCCCCGCAGAAAGAGCGUUCUGAACUAUGACAGUGUUCUGGAGACAACCUCGGAGACAGAUGAGGACGACCAGGCGCUGCUCCGUGAUGACAGCAGCUUCACUGGAGGAGCAGGAGAUGAUGAAGAGGCAGGCAGUCCAAUUGGUGUCCCCGCCCUGGAGGCGUCGCCCAGGGUCGCCCACGCCCUGCUGUCCAACCGGGAGCCGGACGACUCAGAGCACCGGGGGGAGGACGAAUGUAUCGAUGAUCGCAGCAGCGAGUACGAUGCUGUGGGACCUGAGGCCUCUCUGCAGGCGGUGGAAGACGAUGCAGGGAGGCGACUGGACAGCAUUUCUGGGCUGGAUGAGUUCUUCCUGAAACGUGAGCCAGAGGAUGACGAUGGUCACCAGGCAACCAUUGCUGAGUACCUGCAGCGCAGCGACACCGCCAUCAUUUACCCAGAAGCCCCGGAGGAGGUGACGCGCUUGAGCACGCCCGAGGCUGCCGGUCAGGAUGAGAGCGAACAUGAUAUGCCUUCCAGUGCCACAGAUGACUUCGCCCAGCUGCUCACCUGUCCGUACUGCGAGCGCGGCUACAAGCGACUGACGUCUUUGAAGGAGCACAUCAAGUAUCGACAUGAGAACACAGAGGAGACCUUCACCUGCCUGCUGUGUGCAGAAACGUUCAACCAGAGAACCCAGCUGGAGCGGCACAUGACCACACACAAACCCACUGUGGACCAGCCACCGCUGCUCAGUGAGGGAGCUGCAAACCGCAAGUUCAAGUGCAGCGAGUGUGGAAAAGCCUUUAAAUACAAGCAUCACCUGAAGGAGCAUCUCCGUAUUCACAGCGGUGAGAAGCCAUAUGAAUGCUCCAACUGCAAGAAGCGCUUCUCCCACUCGGGAUCCUACAGUUCCCACAUCAGCAGCAAGAAAUGCAUCGGUCUGGUUGCCCUUAAUGGACGAGUACGCAAUGGGAACAACAGCAAACCUGGCUCUUCCCCAAACUCCACAACAUCCUCACCUGGAAGCCCCGCCUUGGCUCACCUCCGGCAAAAACUAGAGAAUGGACGUCUCCUUGGCCUGCAAGACCAGCAAGGUCAGGUGGACAUCAAAACCGAGCCAAUGGACUUUAAUGACUACCGGCUGCUAAUGGCUUCACAGCAUGGGUUUGGGGGACCAGGCGUCUACUUAAAUGGUCGUAGUGGAAGCCCACUGGGUAUCCAUGGCUCCUCACAAAACUCCUUUCAACAACUGGGUGGCAUGGGGAUUGAUCUCUCUCUGCUAGGAUAUGCUGGACCUCUCGGGAGCAGCCUAAGUGAGGUACAGAAGGUUCUCCAGAUUGUGGACAACACUGUUUGCAGGCAGAAGAUGGAUGGAAACCCAGAGGAGCUGUCCAAGCUUAGAGCCUAUAUGAAGGAGUUGGGUGCCCAGAUGGAGGCACAGGCCAGCUUUCAGGUGAUUGGCAGCACCAGUCCUACCAAGAGCAUCAUUGACUACACACUGGAGAAGGUCAAUGAGGCUAAGAACCUUAUCAAUGACUCUAAGAUGCAAGUGGAUGUUAAGAAAGAGAAACCAAACCAAUCAGUUGAUCUCAGCGGUGAAGAAAAGUUCUCUGAUGGACAAAACCAAUUCCUAACAUUUUCUUGCCAAUACUGCAAGGAGAUCUUCCCCGGACCCAUCCCACUUCACCAACAUGAGCGCUACCUGUGUAAAAUGAACGAGGACAUCAAAGCAGUCCUCCAGCAUCCAGAAGGCAGUCCUGUUGGCUGCAGGGGGCUGAUGACUGAUGAACUGUCCCGUACUGAGAGGCCCCACAGCCCCACCAACCUUUUCAAGGACCACAUGUCAGUGUUAAAGGCUUACUUUGCCAUGAAUGCUGACCCCAACUCCGAAGAACUGCUCAAGAUUUCCCUUGCGGUUGGCCUUCCACAAGAACUGGUAAAAGAUUGGUUUUCACAAUGGAAAAUUCAAAACAACCACAUGGACAGUUUGAGGAAAAAGUUCCCGACUCCUGAGCGUGGGGGACCAGACCAGAGCUUGAGUCGGUCUCCAGGGUCCCUUCCUGUUAUAGAUUUACACAAUGGCUUUAUUAACACUGAUCCCACCCACAGACUCACAAAGAUCAAUCAGUUUACAGCCAACAGGCAGACAAAGGGGGACAAACCAAUUCAUCCUGCUGAUCCCUUGAGGAGCAACACUUCGUCACCUUUAAACCUGUCUUCCACCUCAUCAAAACACUCCCAGAGUAGCUCUUACACUCCAAACAGCCUCACGUCUGAGGAUGCCCAUGGGGAUACUCCUUUAGAUUUGUCGCUGCCCAAACACAUGGCACAGAAGCGACAAAAGCCAAAUGGCUUCAUCACCGAGCACAACGGCGAGGUGUCAGUACGUGAACAGGGUUCUGGAUCUCUAGCACUGGUCAAGAUCAAGAAGGAGGUCUUGGGCUCGGACAGUGGUGGGAGCUCUAUCCAUCAGCUGGAGAAAAGCACCAGCCCGAUUUUUGGCAUUAAUCCCUUUGCUAGUGGUCCUGUGUACACUUCCUUGCCACCCCAUGGGGCUUUUCCUCCACCCACCUUCAUAAGUCCUGCUCAGGCCACCAUCCCAGGCCUGAGGCCCUACGCCGGUCUUGACCCCAUGAGCUUCCUGCCCCACAUGGCCUACACCUAUGCCACAGGGGCUGCAACGUUUGCAGAAAUGCAGCAUAGAAGAAAGUACCAACGGAAAGCAAGUUUCCAGGGGGAGCUGCUGGACGGGACGGCGGACUAUCUGUCAGGCCUGGACGACCUGACAGACAGCGAUUCGCUGCUCUCCAGGAAGAAGAUUAAGAAGACUGAAAGUGGUAUGUACGCGUGUGACUUGUGCGACAAAACAUUCCAGAAGACCAGUUCCCUCCUAAGACACAAAUAUGAGCACACAGCAGCUGGUUGGGGAGGAAAAAACAUGUUCAGCAGCAUGAGUUUCAGACUGUGGUAUAAGGGGGAAUUUGGCUUUUGUUCCUGUUUGUGUCUGAGUGAAGAUCCAGAGGAAUAACUUAAUAAAAACAGAGAAUCGCUUUUUAUAUUUACCCUGGAAACAAUUUGUGACGGAACUUCAUUGUUAAAGGUAAACCUACUGUCAGGCCUCGCAUUAAACAUAACUUUAGAAAAUAUGACUCAUUUUAACAGCAAAGGGGUUUUACGUUUACAAUGCUAGAGAACGAAAGUCACGUGUAUGGCACCAUUCAAAACCAAGGUAAUUCAUAGUGCAAAGUCAUAAAAUAAAAGAAAUAAGGUAAAGAAAAAAACAUUAAAAAUAAGAAUACAUUAAAACAGCGAGAUACAAUUAAGCUUCAGAGAAAAAAGAAACACUAAAUAAGAUCUGUUUCAAACCUGCAUGUAUUAAAUCUGUUUUAGGACAACCAGUUGGUGCCUUUUUGACUAAUUACAAGUAUUCACUUUUUUUUCUCAGUCCUGUUUUGACAGGAAGCCUUUUAAUAUAGCAAUUUGAUUAAGAUGGCAGUAAGUUGAUUUUUGUAGUAGACUUCAUUUGAAAAUUUUAAUUCAGGUAUGGGUACAGAACCAAACCAAAGUUUCUUGCAUGCUUUGUGGUUUGGCCUUAUUGAGAAUAGUUGAGUCCUGAUAGCUAAUCUUGUGUUUUUUUGACAAAAAUAUUAAUGCUUUGUUUUAUUUAUUCAUCUGACUCUUUGGUCAUAGUAUUAUGGCUGCAUUUAAUAAGUGUAAUCAUGUGGCAAAACAAAAAUAUAAAGUUGAAUGUUAUCAGCAAGCAUAUAGGAAGAGACGUAGUUCUCUAUAAUCUGGUGGAGCAUUUGAAUGUUGAAUUAAAGUGUUCCAAAACAGAAGCCAUGAGGAACCCCACAUGUAAUAUUUCUCUGUUUAGAUUUAUACUCACUAAAUGACUCAAAAUAUUCACAGUCUGCCAAGUAAGACCUAAAUCAAUUUGUAACAAUUUUCCACCUACUUUUCCUGUCUAUUAGUCGGUAUGUAAUGGUCACUUUUGCCCAUAGCUGAACGUUCUGUGUACAAUUCAUAAAUGGAAGCUGUUUCUGAAUAUAAUCUGAUACUGGAGUCCCAUUCUUUAGUGACUUUCUUUUAAAGCUGAGAGAGGUUUUAUGACAGGAUUCAUGAAGGUGAUACAUUACCAUCCUACCUGUUUUAUUCCCUGUCUUUCUCUGCAUUGCAUCAUGCCGUCAUCAUGUUGGCCAGAUGAAGAAAUCCUGAGCAGAAAAAACAGGCAGCCAGUAUUUAAACCCACAGACUUCAUGUUUAAUUCAGCAGUGUUAUGUAAACAGUUUCUCAGUUAGAUGUUCUGGAGGUUUGAAGUUUCCUGUAUGAACUCUGCUUGUUUUUAAUUUUCACAUAUUAAUGUUUCCUGUUUAUUUCCUUUAAUGUGGAGCUUGAAGCUCAACAGAAAGCUGUUUCCGUCUAAACUCAAACUGAUGGUAAUAUUGUUCCUGCAGUCCUUUAUGUUCCUUUCAGAACAAUCUAUUUGUUUGACUGUUGAUUGGUUGAGUUAAAAAUAACUGCUUAAUAUUCCGGAAAGAUACUUUUUCAAACUUUCUAUCAAGAAUAAAAAAACUAAGUGCACUCUUGCUUCUCAGGAUUGACAAUUGCAGUCAGGUACGCCAAAUCAUACCGAUUAUAAUCAAAAUAAUUUUCAUAAAAGCAAGUAAGUUUUGUUAGUUUGAUUGUGUGCUAUCACCAUGCCAGCAAUGAAAGGCAUCACCUUUGAGAAAUAACCAUUGCUAUCUGUCAGUCUGGGAAGGACUAUAAAUAUAUUGUAAUGUCAUUUCCUAACAGCUCGAAAUCUAUAAUUCUUGAGAAAGAAAGAUGGAAACAAGAUAAGACAACUUCCAUUCUUCUAGGAAGAGGACAUUUCACCAAAUAAGUUUAGACUUUGCGAUGUUUAGAGAAAUUGCAAAAUAUCUCUGAAGAGCUCCAUCCCAGAUGCAGAGACAGAGCUGAAAUCUGUUACCAUGCUAACAGAUCUCAAUUAGCAUGGUAAAUGUCAAUGUUCUGACUGCAUAUCAAUAUUAAAACAUUAGCUGGUUCUUUUCACUUUUUUUCCCCAAAGUUAUUAAGAGCCAUUCUGGAAGGUCCAAAGAGCCGAGUGUUGCAGAUCCCUGGUAUAAAUCAUCAGUUCAGAACAAACCUUUUCUCAGAAACCAAACAAUGUCUAACAAAUUUAUUGAAAAACUUAAGACAUGACAAUGUUUCUGUUUAGAAUCGGUUUUUCUACUGGAGUCUGUUUCAGAACUGACCAGUCGGUUGGUGUCUGUGUUUAAACACCUGCUCUACCUUCAUCUCUUUCACUUUAUUGCAUCAUCCUUCAUUUGACUCCCCAACACUGGUGCAGAAAGCUGCCACCCACUGAUAUUUACUACUGUGCGUGUACAUGUGUGUGUGUUACAGUAUGCUAGCUGUGGUGGAUGUUUCAGGUGUUUCCAGUAUGUUUGUAGGAACAACCUGCCUGCAUGUGUGUGUGUGUGGAGCUGUGUUUUUAGUGCAUGUGUGCGUGGGAUGCCUGAUUGGAUGAGGUUCUGACUGCCGGUUGGCAGCAGACGAAGCAUCCUGCUCAGUCAGAUGGAAGAAAUUUCCGCCCAUACGGAGUUGUAGUAAAUCCAGCAGAGCAUGUGUGUGUGUGAGACGACUGUGCUCCUCCUCAGGUUAAAUCUGGCGCCGUGAUGUAGUCGAAGCUACUUACUGCCUGACGACAUUUCUGGGCAUCUCUGUUGUGAGGGCAAUAAAUUAUAACCAAACUCUAAGUUUGAAGUUCCAACUGUGAAAAGUUUGAUAAAGUUUGUCAGACAAUACUGCACGAAACCAAUAGAAAAUUAUUUUUAGAACAGAAUGGUAUGUAUGAACGGUUAUGGUAUGUCCAAAGUCAGUCAUCCAGGGUCAGUGUCCUGCAAGUUUUAGGUGUUGCCCUGAUUAAUCACACCUAAAUCAUAAGCAGGCCUCUUUAGCACUAACUUCCAUACUGAGGCGGUUUCUAUGUUAUUUGAAUCAACUGUGUUGGAGCAAAAACUCAUCUAAACCCUGCAGGACACCGGCCCUUGAUGGCUGAAGCUAAACACUUUUACAUUGUUUUUAUGUACAUGCAAGUUUUUUGAGAAACUAAAUUUUGAGUUCACAUUAGCUGCAAACAAUCUUUCAUUCACAAUCUUGCAAUCUUAAAGCUUUUAUUUCAUGCAUCUAAAAUUAAGGGCUUAGAAUGUAUUCAAUUAUUUUAAAAAACAUUUAAGUUGGUCUUAGGUAUAUUUAGCACAGAUAUUAAAUAUUGUCAUGACAGGACUUUAGCUCUGUAUAUAUUUUGCAUAGUUUAUUUUUCUUGAGGGACUUUUCUGCCAGGCAAAGAUUUCAUCUUCAUUACAUUCUGUGAUUUGAGGCAACCGCUAACCAGCUGCUCAUAAACCCUUGCCUGCUAGCUAGCUUUUUUGCAUCUAUUUAUAAGUGUAAUUACAACGCCAGUUAACUGGACAACGUUUGUUUCUCUUCUGAUGCCAACUUGCAUAAUGCUACACGCAUUCUCUGCAAAAAAAUUUGCCACUAGUACAAACUUUUUUGUGCAGUUUUCUUUUGUACAUUUGUCAUAAUAUAAUGUGUUAAAUUUAAUUCAUAAUGGUCUUAUAAAGGCCUUUAGAAGUUGUUGAUUUGAGCUGGUGAAGACUGCAGAAACACUGUGUAUAAAAAUAAAGAUUCACUUUUUUAACUAAGAAAAUUUAGUUUUUGAUCACUUUUUAAAGGUUUUAAAUGAAGCUUAUAAGUUACUUUGAUAAAUGUGAAUUAAAUGUGCUUUUAGAUAUCAGCAUAAGCAAAUGUUUUGUUACUGACGGCUUUCACAGAUAGUCAUUAAUAGAGCUUCUGCUUUUUUAUUAGCUGAAGCUGCUGUCUCUGUCCUUACCAUCUUCUCUGUCUGUUCUCUGUGU